AUGCGCUGCUUGGAGCUCGAGGAAGCAACCCACCCCCAGGAACGGUUGUGCAUGCCGGAUGAAGAGGCGCCUUCGGAGGCCGAGGCACGGUGUCCUGCCGAGAAGGACCGAGGUCCUGCUUUGGCUUGGUGGUUCCGCGCGUGCUGUUUCUGCUACAGUGCUGUCGGGAUUGACAUGGCUUGGCGCCUCGGCUACGUCGCCUGCCACUGUGCCGCCUAUCCCUGGCAGCUGGAGGCAUGCCUCCUUCUUCUUCAGGGGUGUCUGUCAUUCAUGCAUGACGCCUACUUUGCGGGGCGAUCGCCGGCGGCGAAGUUUGCAGAUAGGUGUUGUGCUACCUUCCUCACCAUGUGCCAGCCUCUGAAGCUGGCCUUUUGCAGCAUGGACGCAGUGCAGCUGUCUUUGCUGUGCUGCUCCUGGACGUUGGGCCUCUUGUGCUUCAAAGCUGGCGCACGCGCCUUCGUGGCAGGCAACGGCCGGAGAUAUCAGUUUUUUCAUACGCUCUGGCACAUCCUUCUUCCCUUGGGAGGCUACUUGUGGAUCGAGUACACGCGGCUCUCCGUCCUCCUUUUGCACGCUAGUUCGCAUCGCCAUCCACUGCUGAGCUCCGAAGCCAUUUGGGCAGCAAAGCACGGGGCCGCAGCGGAGGGCGAGGAUGUUGGAACUCUUCUCCUCUGGGGCCCAGGUGCUGCCGGCCCUGACUGCCUGCAACGUUCCUACGCUCGGCUGUGGGCGCUGCGGUAG
Messenger RNA from Symbiodinium sp. CCMP2592, 741 nucleotides. The record is from the annotation of a GenBank genome assembly. NCBI's taxonomy places the organism in Eukaryota, Dinophyceae, Suessiales, Symbiodiniaceae.